UUAUCCCGUCAUGGGGACCGGUCCCCCAUAGAGUCCUUCCCCCGGGACCCCCACGGGGAGGGGGUGUGGGCCCACGGCUUCGGACAGCUGACCGAGCUGGGCAUGAGGCAGCAGUUUGAGUUAGGUCAGUUUCUACGGCGACGAUAUGGACGCUUUCUGAAGGACGACUUAGACCCCAGAGAGGUGUAUGCGCGGAGCACCGACUACGACCGCACGCUGAUGAGCGCGCAGGCGUGUCUCGCUGGCAUGUUCCCUCCAAGCCGACGCCCCCCUCCCAUCAACCCCCAGUUACCGUGGAGACCCGCACCCGUCCAUACCGUCCCCCGAAACCACGACAAGCUGCUGAAGGCUCCCGGUCCAGACUGCCCUCGCUUCAAACAGCUGAUGACCGCCACCAUGGAGAGCCUGCCCUACCGCAACUUCCUAUCAGCGAACCAGGCGUUUGUACAGCGGCUUUCAAACCUGACAGGAUACUCAACCUCAAGCCUUGCGGGAAAAAAGCUCUGGAGACUCUAUGACACACUCACCUGUCAGAGGAUCCAUAACCUGGCCCCGCCCCUCUGGGCCACGGAGGAGCUGCUGGAGGCCCUGAGGGAGAUGACCUCGUCCCAGCUCACCUUUACCCUGUUCAGCGGCCAGCGCCUGGAGAAGGCCCGCCUCUCUGGAGGGAUUCUGCUCAACGCCAUCCUCAAGAACUUCUCCAGAGCCGUGGAGCAAGGCAGCGCGCUCAGGCUCAUCCUGUACUCGGCUCAUGACUCCACUCUGCUGACCCUUCAGGCUGCACUGGAUAUCUACAACGGCCUUCUGCCCCCCUACGCCUCCUGCCAGCUGUUUGAGUUCUACCAGGAGUUUGAUGGGUCCUUCUCCCUGGAGUUGUACUACCGGAACGAGUCGGGGCGCGCCCCCUUCCCCACCCUGCUGCCGGGCUGCGGCGGGCUCACGGCGUGCCCUUUGACCCUGGUCCGGGCGCUGGUCCAGGAGGUGCUGGUGGACGACGUCGACGGCGAGUGUGGAGUCAAGCCUCGCUGGGCCAGCGCUGGCAUGUCGACGGCACUUGCAGUGGCGGUGGGCGUCCUGGCGGUGGCGCUGUUUGUCAGCAUCGGGCUGGCCGUCUACCGAAGACCUGAACGCUCCUGAGUGUGUGUGUGAGAGAGUGUGUGUGUACGAGUGCGUGUGUACGAGUGCGUG
This is a messenger RNA of Gadus morhua (Atlantic cod), 1188 nucleotides long. RefSeq names its product testicular acid phosphatase homolog. Gene Ontology annotation, molecular function: receptor tyrosine kinase binding; protein tyrosine phosphatase activity; acid phosphatase activity. The record is from RefSeq and is a predicted model, not a curated record. Gene Ontology annotation, cellular component: lysosome; postsynaptic membrane. NCBI's taxonomy places the organism in Eukaryota, Metazoa, Chordata, Actinopteri, Gadiformes, Gadidae. The annotation marks the transcript as partial. The transcript is spliced from 10 exons. Gene Ontology annotation, biological process: peptidyl-tyrosine dephosphorylation involved in inactivation of protein kinase activity; lysosome organization; regulation of neuronal synaptic plasticity.